UAGCUAAAUAAAGUAACAUGGCUGAUCAAUCUCUUCAUUUCAAACUUGUUCUUCUUGGAGAUACUGCUGUCGGAAAAUCAUGCCUUGUUGUCCGCUUUGUGCGUGAUGAGUUUUUCCCUUUCCAGGAGCCUACUAUCGGCGCUGCUUUCCUUACGCAGACAGUGAACGUAGAUAAUGUUACCAUUAAGUUCGAGAUCUGGGAUACUGCUGGUCAGGAACGAUACCGCAGUCUUGCUCCUAUGUACUACCGUGGCGCUGCUGCUGCUAUCGUAGUGUACGAUAUUACGAGCCGAGAGUCCUUCAAUGGCGCUAAGACCUGGGUGAAGGAACUGCAGAGACGCGGUGAUCCCAAUGUUGUGAUUGCUCUUGCUGGAAACAAGUGUGAUUUGGAGGAAAACCGUCAGAUUCCUCGCGAAGAGGCCGAGGAGUAUGCAGUGGAGAACGGUCUGCUGUUCAUGGAGACGUCUGCGAAGAUGGCUCUGAAUGUCCGCGAGAUCUUUGAGUCCAUCGGCCAUAAGCUUCCGAAGGGAGCUCCGGUGCAGGAGAAGACGGACGCCUUCGUGAUUGCACCUCCUCAGCAGAGCGAGAAGAAGAAGUGCGACUGUUAACUUGUUUGAAUGUUUCGUUAAUUAUGUUUCUCUAUGGCUCCGCUGCUACUCUCGUUGCUUGUAGAUAGAAAGAAU
This is a messenger RNA of Blastocystis hominis, 683 nucleotides long. RefSeq lists its product as hypothetical. Lineage: Eukaryota; Bigyra; Opalinata; Blastocystidae. The record is from RefSeq and is a predicted model, not a curated record. Gene Ontology annotation, molecular function: GTP binding; GTPase activity. The coding region runs from base 18 to 608 and encodes 196 amino acids. The transcript has 4 exons.